Messenger RNA from Papilio xuthus (Asian swallowtail), 2972 nucleotides. Its product is annotated as bicaudal D-related protein 1. NCBI's taxonomy places the organism in Eukaryota, Metazoa, Arthropoda, Insecta, Lepidoptera, Papilionidae. Bases 313 to 2070 code for a protein of 585 amino acids. The record is from RefSeq and is a predicted model, not a curated record. The transcript is spliced from 9 exons.
GUUGUGUCUGUGCCGUUGUCGAGGCAACAGUGCGCUGUGCUGUGCCGUGCUGUGUCGAGUGGUGUGUCGAGCGCCGAGCGGCCGCGAGUGCCUGUUCAGUGUAGUGUAUGUCACACGGAAAUGUUGCGCCAGUGAACACGUACAGGAUACUAUAAUGGCUCUAAAAAAGGAUUUCGAUUUACCAACGAACAUUUUCAAAAACGUAAAACUGCCCAAGCCCGUCAAAUUGCAACAGGCGAUCGAGAAGUUAUUUAAAAAGAAUAGCUACACGAAAAUAGUGCAAAGUUAAAUAUUAUAUACUGUUUUAGAUAAAUGGCCGGUGAAUCUAGUGCAAAUAUAAGUAGAAGUAGAAAUAAUAACAACACUGAGAUAGAGCCGCCGGAUAGAUCGCCUAUAUUUUUGAAGGACGAAACUUAUUUUAUUGGUAAAGGGAACAGGAGAAGUUCUACACCUAAGCAUAGGAGAAGUAGGAGUGUGAGUGCAAAUAGAAUUACACCGUCGGCGCUGAGUUUGUCUGACGACCACUUUUAUGAGGAUCUAGCAGAGUACGUGAAAGAUAUGUCGGCGCAAAGAGAGUCUGUGGGGGUAGGGGAGAGCGGGGAGGGCGACGUGUGGCGCCAGCUUCAGCAGAAGGAAGCAGACCUGCUGCUUGCUGCUGAGCUGGGCAAGGCGCUGCUCGACAAGAACGAGGAGCUCAAGAAAGAGCAAGAGCGCAUCGCUGAGGAGUACUCUAAAAAACUUGAGGAGUUGGAGCAGGAGAAGCACCUCCUGCGGCGGCGACUGGACACGACGCAGGGCGAGUACGAAGCGCGCUUGCUCGAGCUACAAAAUGAUAUUCAACACCUCACCAACAAGAUCGAUUCAAAGGACACCAGCCUCAAACAGCGUGAUGAGGAGAAGGCCGGCCUGAUAGCAGACCUGACGGCGCAGAACUCUCGGCUGACGACGCAGCUGCAGGCCAGCGCGGCGACAGAGGCGCAGUUGCUGGCUCAACUGGACGAACUCAAGGACCAGUGCUCUAUGCGGAAGACCAGUCUGCAGGAGCACAUGCAAAGCCUGAAGUCACUGAAGGCGGAGCUGGCGCUGGUGAGCGACAAAAAGACCGAAUUGGAGCGGCGGCUGGCUGGCGCGUUGCGGGACAAGGAUGGUCUGCUGCAGCAGCUCGACGAGGCAGCUGAUAGGAUCGCCGCGCUCGAGCGACAGCUCAAGGAACAGGAGCACCUGUAUCAGAACACUUUGAAGGAGUUGGAGCGUCUGCAGAGGUCUCACGACACUUUGGCGGAGCGCGUCGGCGCGCCCGAAACUGAGCACACAGAGAGCGCGCGCUCGCUGCAUGCCGAGCUGGAACCUGACGACCAGGGCGAAUUGGAGGGAGACGGCUGGCUGCGUGCAGAAGCUGUUCAGGUCUUCAAGCAGCUGCGCACGCUCGCGCUGCAGCUCAACACCGGGCACGAUGACGACUCCGGGCUGCACUCGGACCUUUCUCUGACGUCGUUAGACGGCGAAGAGGGCGAGACCCUGCGUCGCGGGGCCCUGGCGGCGGCGUGCGCGGACGCAGUGGCUGCCUACGCCACGCUUGAGGGCUCGCGCGUGAGAGACUCCAUCGCAGCGCACGCGCGCAGGGCCCUCGAGCGCGAGCGACAGAUCGACGAGAAGAAUGACAUCAUCGCUGAUCUCUCCUCCAAGCUGUCUGUGGCGGAGGUGGAGUUGCGCGCGGCGGCGGAGGAGCGCGACAAGCUGCUGAACGACGCCAACUACUCCAGCCUGCAGAACGACGAGGCGGUGGCGCGCGCACGACAGGAGCGCGACGAUGCCAUCGAGAGGAAGAAGGCCGCAGAGGUGGCGCUUGCGAAGACGCGCGUGGAGCUGAUGCAGGCCAACAGCCAGCUGUACGAGGCCGUGCGACAGAAGGUCGACCUCGGCCAGCAGCUCGAGCAGUGGCAGAUGGACAUGCAGGAGCUGAUCGACGAGCAAAUGAAGCACAAGCUGACGACGCAGGAGAAGCGGCGCAAGCUUCCGGAGCCGGCCCCCAAGCGCGCCUCCAGGCUGCUCGGAUUUUUUCAGCGGUGAUCUGCUGCGCACGACUCCUCGUGCGGCCGACCCGGCACGCCAUACCCCGCACCGUCAUCUACAUUACAUAUCUACAGUUCGUUAAGAAGUACGACCCUGCGAUAUACCCCGCGGCGAGCUCGCUGUGCGCCGUGGCGGUGUGGGCGCGCGGUGCUGGCGGGGCAGAGGGCGGGGGCGGGGGCGGGGGCGCGGCGGCCAUGUUGUGUCUCCUGUGCGGGCUGAGCGCGCGCGAGGCGGGGGGCGCGCUGGCCACACUCGCGCUGCUGCUCUCGAAGCCCUUCGACGUGUACACGUUGGCAGUGAUACUUAGUGUCUUAAUUAGAACCUUUUUAGUGAUGUUGAAUGUCAUUUUAAACAUUUUACUGCAGUUACUGUAGAGUAUAAAUUUUUUAUUAUACGCACUUUAAUAAAAUUAAUCGCGGAAACUAGCUAAAUUACUAAAUGAAAUUAUUUACAAAAAUGCAACUUUUUCUAUUGAGGCGAAUGAUGCAACAGAAAACGUUAGUGAAACACCAGUACACUAGAGAUAGCGUAGCUCAUGGCACCUGCACUAUCGUUGGCGAUGUCUCGCACGACCCGUUACCCACUGACGCAUCCAUUACGCCGUCGAUCUGAACAAUACUAACAUCCUCAUACCCGAGCCGCAAUGUACAUAACAAAACUGACGUCACGUAUUCCCUAAAAUUAGAAUCACAUUUAAAAAAUCUUUGGUGCACUAAAAAAAAUAGUUUAAAUUAAGUUAAAUGUACCGUGAAAAUUAAUAUUUUAAAUAGCCAUAAUAUUUACAGUCGUAGUUCGAAAAUAUUCAGCGAUCUGCUACAAUUUAACUAACAAUAAAAUAAUUGAAACAUUUACUAAUAACUUUACAAAUUCCCUAAAAUUAUAUAAAAAACUAAUCUAAU